AUGCAAUCCAGCCGAUUCCGGGAAGGUUUCCACCGAGCACUUGCAGCAGCUGCUCGCACUGUGGCACGGAACCGGAUGGUAGUGCCCCAGCUCCCUCCCAACGUCACGGAACAGGUCAACGCCAACCGUGAUUUGCUGUCCAUGUGCAACGAUGAUCUAAAUGACAUUCGCCGUACUGAGUCAGCGCUUGCUUUCUUCAAUGGUGACUGGCAGGGAUCUACUAUGGUGCACUGGAAUGCCCAAGAGCACUUGGAUUACCUCUUCACAUCAAUCCCACCAACGCCCUUGCUUUACAGAUGGAAGCACUUCGAGGUUUCCGUGGCCUAUGCUCUCCGAGCAGCACUUUUCCACAACAGCUUGUUUCAAUCCUUGCUGCACGGUGGGGCGUCCUUCUCUGGAACGACAGGAGACGUGGAAGGGAUAGAAUCCCUUGUCACAGCUGCUAUGCUUGAUGAGGAUGAUCCCGACAACAACCCUGGACUUCGCCAGCAGAUUCGCCUUGGCAAGACACUGCAGUUCUUUCGGACCGGCCGGGCUACUGAGUUGCUGCAACGUGCAAUGGUGGUUUCCAAGCCCCUCCGCACAUUUGCAGACCGCGUGUCUUUGACAGAGGCACGACAGCUGCAGCAGGAAUACUUGGCUGCAGGCCUGCCUCGUUCUGCUACCAUUGACGCAGCAGAAGCACACGCUUCAGGAAACAACCCCGAGCGUGUGUCUAGAGAAGCUGUCAUUCAGCAAAACUUGGAGAUCUUAACUGGUCAGGCUGGUCGAGACGUGGUUUCCGAUUACACUGCAAUUUUCUUGGCCCCAGUGCAAGACCCUGUGUGGCUCCCCAACAUUGCAGGCCAACCCGCCGUUUCUUUUCCUGAGACUGCUCCAAUGCUGCUGCUGGCAAUGACCGAGAGCUGGCGUCGACUCGUCCUGCCGAUGUCAGCGCACCCCUGGACUAUGUUUUCUUUUGCGUCCCUGCAUGACCUGGCAGACGCAGUGGAUUUCCUGGAGGCCAGCGAGAAACUGCAAGAAACAUGCCCUGCCUGUUUGCACAGGCCGUUCAGUGCACAGUUGGUGCGUGCGUACAAGACCUGGGGCAGAGAUGCCGUUGCAGCUGAAAGGGUCCAAAUGGCAGUGCGAGACUUGGCGCUAGUUGUUACAGCGUCCUCGCAGUGUGUGGAGAAGUUUCAUGCUGGAGCCCAGGUAGGCCACUAUCAGAUGCACAGUCAUGGCCGCAAGCCAGCUACAGUGCAACGGAGCACGUACAUCAUGGUAGCGCGCACCUGUCAUUCACGGAUGCGAGCCAGGGUCGAACGUGCUGUUUUCGGGUGCAAUCUGCACAGAGCCCGAUGCCUCCUGAAACAUCGUGUGGUCGCCCGGUCUUCCACCGCAUCGAGUUCCUUGAAGGGAAGCUGUGAUGCAACUUCGAAGAAAACCAUAAAGUCGGUGCUGAAACGGUCUGGCCCAGGCAAGCUGGUUGCAACCAGCCCAUGGCAGGCCUUCCUUGCGUUGCGGAAUCGCAGCCGUCCAAACGGGAUUUCAACGUCGUUGCAAGACGAAUAUCAUCGGAUGAUGGGUACAGUUGCUGGAGCAGUGCAGUUGCGUACAAAGGCGCUCGACAUGGACCGGGUGAAGUUCAGGCUGGUGCGUUCUGGCUUUCAGCAAGGGCCUGGGCAAGCAGCCGCAGAAGUCCCUGGAGCAGCAAUGGGCGGAGUAGGAAUCGAAGAUCUGGACAUGGGUGACCUGCCCCGAGACGACUCAGAUGAUGUGCUCUCUAGGCAACAGCAGCUGCGGCUCGGGCAGAGGACGCUCGACACCGCGCUUGAAAGGCUGCAAAACCACCCUGCGUGGGAACACGGCCUGUCUGUUCAGGAUUCCAACACUGCUUUGGCCGCGCGGCAUGUGGUCAAGUUUGCCGACAAGGAUGCAGCCGCAGUUUGCCAAGCCAGAUUUGAUCAUGCAAAUGAGUUGGUCGCGAACCCCAAGCAGUUUCCGCGGCGCUGUCAAACAUGCAGUGAGCUGUAUGGUGGAUUGUGUGCCAGGGCACCAUUGACCAGACAAGCCCACAUCCUCGUCCAGCAGUUGCACAAUGUUUUGCAGCGGCGGCAACUAGAUGCUGCAGGGACCUUGCUGGAGCUGUCCUUUUUGCCGGUAGACUUCCAGGGUACAGCGGCAGAUGUUGCAGGAGCAGCGUCGACGCAUCAGCUGUUUUACAUGGGUUCCCUCUUCAAGAAGAAGCCUGUGCGCCACUACUUGGUCGGUUUUGUGCAGCACGCGCAGUCUUCCGAAGCCGAAAGAGUCUGGAACUUGGAGGUCAUGGGGCAGUGUGCUCGGGUAGCUACAUCCCACCAAGUAUUCAGAUCUUUGCUUGAGGCUGCGCAGGAAGAUCCCACAAAACAUUCUGAGCGCUUUUGGGUUCGCUUCUGGCAGCCGGGGGCCUAUGACUUCCGGUGCGGUGAGACUGGGAGCGAGGGUUCAGCAAGCUUGGGAAAUCAUAUUUGCGUUACGAGAACUCCUGUUUGGCGUCACUUGCUUGGUGCGGGUUUCAAAGAUGCGUCCGAGAAGCGUUGGCGGCGGCUUUCGAGAGGCCGAAAGGAGGCCAUGAGGUUUACCUCCUGA
Molecule: messenger RNA, 2610 nt
Organism: Symbiodinium natans
Lineage: Eukaryota; Dinophyceae; Suessiales; Symbiodiniaceae
Source: the annotation of a GenBank genome assembly